UAAGAGUGGUACUACUAAUUUUUUAUUUUCGAAUAGUGGCAUAAGAGGUGAGCCUUCACAUUUUAUGUUGAUUUUGACCAUUUUUCCGAUAACUUUCAAAUUGCCUAAGAUAGUUUGUAACUACAAAAUUUAAUUGUAAACAUUGCCUAACAUAUUCACGUAAUUACGAAAUUGCACUUUAGAACUUCCAAAUUGUAAAACUUCGGCUCCCACAGGGGAAACAAAGCGACCGUUUUGCUCAUCAUUAUUUAUAGCCGCCGGCGAAUUGAUCGGUAAAAAAAAAAACUUCCGACGUUUCUACAAAGUUGCGAAUCAUGAUCUACCUCUCUAGACGCUCACUCUCUUCUCUUCUCCGAUCCGGUUUCAAUCUCCGCGGCGAUCUUACAGCAGCAGCUGUCUCUUGUUCCUCUCUCUUCUCCGACGCGGACGGUGGGAUUAAGAAGUUACACUCGCGAGCUGGGAAUGCAGUGUUAUGGAGAAAUAGUCAGCUAUGUAGUUCUCAAGGAAGCUUUUUUGGACGAGGAGGACAAGUCUCAGGUUCUGUGUUUCGAUGUUUCUGCAGUGGUAGUGAUACUUCUCCUCCUAGCUUGGAUCGGAAGUUUUUGGCUCAGCUAUGGGUUGCAGAUAAGAAAAAGCUAAAGGCUAUGGAAAAGCGAUAUAAGAAAGCUUCUAAGCAUAGGAACUACACUGAAAAUGAUGGAUUUGAUGUCCAUUUUGAAACUGUUGAGCCUACAGUGGAGCAACCACCGGUUAGCCAGUCUAUGUCUGGUCUUCUGAAGCCUAAAACUUCUGAUGAGGCCAAAAUUGCAACUCUGCUUGCACGAUCGAAUUUGCUGGUUACAAGAGAUAUUGAAUGGGCAAAUCUGGUUCUUGGUUUUGAACAGGAAAAUCGCUAUAUUGUAGUAGAUGUUUGCUAUCCUGAGGCACCUGUGGGGUCUAUCCGAGAACAAAGCAAUUUACUGGCGCGGCAGCUGCUUCGUACCCGGCGCCCAUUUGUUGCUUCCAUAACUGAUGCUUUGGGUAAUGAGCUUUUCCGGGUUCGUCGACCUUUCUGGUGGCUCACAAGUUCAAUAUAUGCUGAAAUUGAUGGAGAGGAAAUUGGUGUUGUUCAUCGACGAUGGCAUCUAUGGAGAAGAAUUUAUGAUUUAUACCUGGGGAACAACCAGUUUGCAGUGGUAGAAAAUCCUGGGUUUUGGAAUUGGACAUUUACAGUGAAGGAUGCUGAUGGGGAAGUCUUAGCCCAAAUAGAUCGUGAUUGGAGAGGUUUUGGCUUUGAGAUAUUCACAGAUGCUGGGCAGUACGUGAUCCGAUUUGGAAAAGCUGAUGCUGCAGCCAAGACCGGCCCUGCGACACUGGUAGAAGAGUUAGAAGUGAAACGGCCAUUGACUUUGUCAGAAAGAGCUGUUGUCCUUACGCUUGCGAUUUCACUAGAUAAUGAUUACUUUUCAAGACAUGGUGGCUGGGGAAUCCCAUUCAUGGCGGUGGGUGAGUAGUAGGUAGGAUUCAGUUUUUCACACUCUCUGUUUCGGGUAAUGACUUGUGUGGCUAUCUGAAAACUUGAGCCUUGUGUUGUGUUUCUCUGUCUCGUUUCAACUCAUACGAGUAUGCAGAGUAAAUGUAACUUUAAAUCAUUCGACAUAAAUCGGUUUAUAUAAUGAUGAUUAUUGUGGAUGAUGACCAAUCUGUCGAGAAGAAUGUACUAUACAUGUGUCCUGGGGAAAGAACGAGAUCUGUCUCUCAAGUGAUGGAAACGGCUACCACACGUACACGUUAGGGUGGAGUAACGGUGGUGACACCGGACGUGGUGUAACCAUGCCGAUCAAGUAUCUGAUAUAGCUGAUUAACUCUUCCAAGAACCAGUUUCUCCAUUUUCAACUACCACUGGAUUCUUCUCUACUGUUUCAACGAUGUUCUCUUAAAUUGAAGGAUCGGAAGAUUCAUCAUAUACGGAGAUAAACUCACAGAACCUAUCAAUAUCGGCAAUCGACUAAAAUAAAACAUCUCCUAUUUCUACACUUAGCUACAACUAAAAUUGUAGUCGAUUAGCAUAAGAUUAACAAAGAGUUCCCAAAAAAAGGAAACGUAGCAAGUAGGCAAAAUUGUAAAUGGCUAGAAAGAAGUCGGUCGGAUUAAGAAUCCAUAUCUACAUAUACAUUUUUGCAGUUAUUCUAGUAAAUAAAUCUUGUAUUUGGCAUUUAUUU
Messenger RNA from Arabidopsis thaliana (thale cress), 2201 nucleotides. Its product is annotated as scramblase-like protein. The transcript has 12 exons. Gene Ontology annotation, biological process: plasma membrane phospholipid scrambling. Lineage: Eukaryota; Viridiplantae; Streptophyta; Magnoliopsida; Brassicales; Brassicaceae. The coding region runs from base 315 to 1493 and encodes 392 amino acids. The record is from RefSeq and is marked reviewed. Gene Ontology annotation, molecular function: phospholipid scramblase activity.